AUGCCCGACCUCCUUCGUAGCGUCAUCGGCCGCUUCGCCCGACACCAGAUCGGAGCAAUCACCGCCGAGGACUUGUACGAUGAAUUCUUCGCCAGCUGCUCUCCCGAAGACCCAAGCCUCGGGUCCUUCCACCGAUUAGUGCGAAACUACCAACACGACUGGUGGAAGGAUCGCUUCGACAAGUUGGGAUUUCAGCUGCCGAUGCUGAACCUCCAUGAGGUCAUGGAGAUGGUCUGUUAUCACUUUGAACAACUGCCGAUGGGAACCAUGUUGCUUGCCGGUCCCCAAAUCACCGGUCAGGUCGAUGGCGAUGCCCUCUGCAACCAAUUUUUGGCAGUCAAGACCCAUCUCGAACGUCUCGGCACUGCCAUGGCAGUCAUGUUGGAGCACAAGACCCAGGCAGCAUCGGCUGCCGCGGCCACCAUGGCCGAGCUUGAGGCACCGAUGGAGGAGCUACUCUUUGCCUGCCAUGUCGCCGGUCGGCAUAUGUCGGUCUUACCUCCUCUGGCACUAGAUGUCCACACAAUGAUUGCAUGUCGGCAUCUCGCAAUGGUUCUUGCCAGUGCAUAUGCAAACCCAAUUCAACUCAAUUUUGACAUGAUUCGUUAUCAUGAAGCCCUCGACAGACGCUCGAGCGGCAGGAUUGCAAAGCAUGAAGAGGCUCUGCUUCAAAAAUUCCCAAAUCCGCCCGAUCAAUUGUUGGUGAAGCCCUCGGUCCUCGUGGAUUCCGGCGGCCGUAUUAUCUUAUGGUAUCUUCCAGAUGCGAUCAGCCCUUGGAUUCAAGCAAGUCCUUUCAUUUUCUAUUAUCGGCCAGCCGAUAUGGAAGAGGCCACCGCCGGCAUGAGUUUCCUUCUGAAGAAAAGCAUGUCCAGUGCGCAGCAAACAAAUUGGAGGACAUAUGCCGGUCAUUUCCAUCUCGGCAACCAAUCACUUGUCGGCGACCGACCGCCGGUAACCCCAGGAUGCAUCAAUGUCGCUCCUUGCUGGUUCCACCAAGGCCGAGAGCCGCAUGGGUUACCAGCCGCCGGUGGUUUCGUUCCAGAAGUGUCGGCCACCCUGAAGGGGGUCCAAGGUAGAUGGGCCAUGGAGAACUCCCUCGGCGACAUAUACACUUGUUUGCAACUUUGGGCCUCGGUCUUCAACUGUGCAUCGGUCAUAUGUAACCGACAAUGCCCUCCUCACCGAGAUCCGAGAUCGGCGCCAGAGGGGUUCGACCUCAUGACCAGCGUCGGCAAUUAUUCAGAUGGCCUCAUGACCCUGUCCAACCUUGGUAUUCAGCUGCGAUAUGACCCUGGUGCCAUGGUCGCCUGCUCCGGACACAUUGUUAGGCACGGAGUUACUUGUAUCGGUGAUCGUAUCGUUUGGGCAUGGUUCAUGCGAGAUAGCCUUCAUAAUUUCGUGGGGACCCCUCGGCCAGAGUACAUGAAAUACACCAAUGUAGAUACGGAUGCAUCGGCUUCACCUUAG
Suillus clintonianus is the source of this 1467-nucleotide messenger RNA. RefSeq lists its product as uncharacterized. The record is from RefSeq and is a predicted model, not a curated record. Lineage: Eukaryota; Fungi; Basidiomycota; Agaricomycetes; Boletales; Suillaceae. The transcript has 7 exons. The coding region runs from base 1 to 1467 and encodes 488 amino acids.